Messenger RNA from Acanthosepion pharaonis, 1365 nucleotides. Lineage: Eukaryota; Metazoa; Mollusca; Cephalopoda; Sepiida; Sepiidae. The record is from the annotation of a GenBank genome assembly.
UUGUUUCUUUCUUUCUUUCUUUCUUUCUUUCUUUCUUCCAUCCUUCCAUCCUUUCUUUCCUUCUUUCUCCCUUCCUUCAUUCCUUUCUUUCUUCCAUCCUUCCAUCUUUCUUUCUUUCUUUCUUUCUUUCUUUCUUUCUUUCUUCCAUCCUUUCUUUCCUUCUUUCUCCCUUCCUUCCUUCAUUCCUUUCUUUCUUUCUUCCAUCCAUCCUUCCAUCCUUUCUUUCCUUGUUUCUCCCUUCCUUCCUUCCUUCCUUCCUUCCUUCCUUCCUUCCUUCCUUUCUUUCCUUCUUUCUCCCUUCCUUCCUUCCUUCCUUUCUUUCUUUCUUUCUUUCUUUCUUUCUUUCUUUCUUCCAUCCUUCCAUCCUUUCUUUCCUUCUUUCCCCCUUCCUUACUUCAUUCCAUUCUUUCUUUCUUUCUUUCUUUCUUUCUUUCUUUCUUUCUUUCAUCCAUCCAUCUUUCUUUCUUUCUUUCUUUCUUUCUUUCAUCCAUCCUUCCAUUCUUUCUUUCCUUGUUUCCUUUCCUUCCUUCCUUCCUUCCUUCCUUCCUUCCUUCCUUCCUUCCUUCCUUCAUUCAUUCCUUUCUUUCUUCCUUUCAUCCAUCCUUCCAUCUUUCUUUCUUUCCUUCUUUCUUUCUUUCAUCCAUCCUUUCUUUCCUUCUUUCUCCCUUCCUUCCUUCAUUCCUUUCUUUCUUUCUUCCAUCCAUCCUUCCAUCCUUUCUUUCCUUGUUUCUCCCUUCCUUCCUUCCUUCCUUCCUUCCUUCCUUCCUUUCUUUCCUUCUUUCCUUCCUUCCUUCCUUCCUUCCUUUCUUUCUUUCUUUCUUUCUUUCUUUCUUUCUUUCUUUCUUCCAUCCUUCCAUCCUUUCUUUCCUUCUUUCCCCCUUUCUUUCUUUCUUCCUUUCUUUCUUUUUCUUUCUUUCUUUCUUUCUUUUCCUUUCUUUUCUUUUCUUUCUUUCUUUCAUCCAUCCAUUUUUCUUUUCUUUCUUUUCUUUCUUUCUUUCUUUCUUUUUUCUUUCAUCCAUCUUUCCAUUCUUUCUUUCCUUGUUUCUCCUUUCCUUCCUUCCUUCCUUCCUUCCUUCCUUCCUUCCUUCAUUCAUUCCUUUCUUUCUUCCUUUCAUCCAUCCUUCCAUCUUUCUUUCUUUCCUUCUUUCUUUCUUUCAUCCUUCUAUCCUUUCUUCUUUCCUCCUUUCUCCCUUCCUUCCUUCAUUCCUUUCUUUCUUUCUUUCAUCCAUCCUUCCAUCCUUUCUUUCCUUCUUUCUCCCUUCCUUCCUUCAUUCCUUUCUUUCUUCCUUUCAUCCAUCCUUCCAUCCUUCCAUCUUUCUUUCUUUCUUUCUUUCUUUCUUUCUUUCUUUCUUUCUUUCUUUCUAG